CACAAAAACGUACCACUUCCUUAAAAAACAGGAUGCGUCUUACCAUACACAGUGCCUCUGCAAGCCUCUGUAGAUUCUGGUUAAAGUACUUCCUGUUUGAUCAAAGGAGGUGUGAAGACUUUGAUAUGAUGGCAUUCAAAACGCACAGAAAGACCAGGCAUGCAUAGGGGUAGGACGAUAAGGUAAACUGACAGUUUGGACCAGAAUAUGGCUGAGGUGAUUUACGCCAGGCCCAACAUGAUGACCAAGGCCAGGUACACACAAGGAGAUGGAGAGGAGAGGAGAGUGGAGAUCUACGCUACCAUUGAGAGCCUCAGAGAUCAACACCAGGACUACGUGGGGACAGAGGAGUCCUCCAAUACUCUGGGAACAGUAAGAAGUCAGCAGCUGGACCCUGUGAGCCCUCCUCGGUGUCUGAUCAGGGCUGUGGUGAUGCUUCUGGUCCUGCUGGCUGUUGCCCUGCUGGCUGGACUGCUAUGGUUUGCAGUGCAACACAAGACGAAGACUGUAAGCAUGGACAGAGACGUGGAGCAACUUCUCCAAAGGCUGAAGAACGUGACAGAGCAGAGAGACUCACUUCUUGGUAAACAGGACUGUCCAGGUGGUUGGGAUAAGUUUGGUUGUAAAUGUUACCGGCUUUCCAAUGUGCGGGGACCCUGGAAUAAGAGCAGGAAGUUCUGUGUUUCCCACGGAGCAGAUCUUGUGGUUGUGGACAGUAAAGAGGAGAUGGACUUCAUUAGCAGGUACAGCGGGAACAACUGGCUCGGAGCGACAGAUGAGGCCAGUGAAGGGAUGUGGAGAUGGGUUGAUGGCACCGUCCUGUCAGCGGAUAACCCCUCCUGGAGAAGAGGGAAACCUGAUGGUGACAUGGUUAAGAACUGCUUAAGGGUUAGAGAGAAGCCCAACUUUAAAUGGACAGAUGAGAGCUGUGAAGCCAGAAACUAUGGGCUUUGUGAAAAUCAUUUAAUUAAUUGAUGUAUGGAACAUUUCUUUGUCUGACUGAUUUGUUUCUUUGACUAUUUCUUAAAUCUUUGAUCGAUGUUUUGUUUCAUACUUGUUAAGUUCUUCCAUACGAAAAGAGCUUUGAUUUGCUGCAAGGUUUUAUCUCCUUAAAAGGAGAUGACAUGAAGACUUCCGUGGUCACUGCAGGAGCUGUACAUAGAUGCUUCUCUUGUUACUUUAUUUAUUCAAUGUUUCCACAGUUGCUCUUGAUGUUGGAGGCUGAGGUUAGGAGGUAAAGAGUCAUGACAGCCAUUGGCUGGUUUUCAGUUGCUGCAAAUCAAACUAGUUCUCUAUUUAGGGCUGCUUCAGCUGCCUUGGCCUUUGUCCCCUCAGCUAAUUAUUUGAUUAUUUUUCUGUUUAAAUGUAUCUUCACUUUGGUACCAUGUAGUGUGAUCACAACAAAACACUGUUAUUUGUUGGUUCUACGGUGUUCAGAGAGAACAGUAGACUUGUGUCCUGAUGUCUGAAUCUGCUUGUAGGUCUGCACUUAGUUUUUCGUUGCUAAAUGAUCACUU
Gadus chalcogrammus (walleye pollock) is the source of this 1517-nucleotide messenger RNA. RefSeq names its product CD209 antigen-like protein E. The record is from RefSeq and is a predicted model, not a curated record. The coding region runs from base 208 to 975 and encodes 255 amino acids. Lineage: Eukaryota; Metazoa; Chordata; Actinopteri; Gadiformes; Gadidae. The transcript has a single exon.